GGAAAUGAUUUAGAAACCCUCAAAGUAUCUAUGCCAGAUACACCUAAUCUAAUGAGAUCUGGUACAAUAGCUGUAUAGAAAGUAUUUGCAUUUGCAACUGAAGUAAUGCUGUUUUCCUUGACUUUAUUGUAUUAUUAUUGCUAAAAUAACUAAUUGCAUAUUUUUCCUGUACGUUAUUGUUGGCAUAUGGUUUUCAUUGGUGCAGAGCUAUUACUGCAUCAUACUGAAAGCUGUGUUGAAUUUUAGAUUAGGGGUUUCCCAAGUGUGGGCUGGGGGUCAUUUGUGGCCUGUGGCUGUUUUUUUUUUUUUUUUUUUUUUUUUUAAUGACUAUUGGCACAUUGUAAAAAUACAAUUAAACAAGAAAACAAAAAAGCAACAGUAAAAAUGGAAAAAAAAAUCUGUAAUUUUACGAGAAUAAGUACAAAAUAUUAGGACAGUAAAGUAAUAUUAAGAGAAAAAAAUAAUAUAAAGUUGUAUUAUAGUACGAUAAGUCCAAAUAUUAUGAGAAUAAAGACAUUACAAGAAAAAGAAAGAAAAAAGUUGAAAUAUAUGAAAAAGGAAAAAUGAGGAACAACAAAGUAUAAUGUACGGAGAAGUAAAUAUUAACCUGAGAUGCAGUUUUUUUUCCCCUUUUAUACAUAAACAUAUUUGCAUAUCCACAUGGGUUGGUUUAAAAAAAAAAAUGUAAAAGCGGCCCCCUCAUCCUCUGAUUUUUCAGUCCGCAGCCCUUGGUGGAAAAAGUUUGGACACCCCUGAUCUGCAUGAAUAGCAAAGGAUUUUUCUAGUUACGACUGAGGUCAAAGCUGGUCCUGUAAUGACGCCGCCCCACCCCCCCACCCCCACCCCCCGUGUUUUUACCCUUUGAUUUGUAAGGAUGCAAUUUUACAUGCCUAGCAAAUUACAAAUACAAAAAAACCUGAAAUAGAGUAUAAAUGCCCUGAAAAGAAAAAUCCUGUAAAUAAAUUGUAAAUACAGCAAUCGAGUUUUACAUUUACACUAUGCAAUAAGUAUGUACAAAGAUUAGAUUUAGAUCAAUUAUAUUAACUAAAUAAUGCUAUAUAAAAUACCUUUAUCCAACUAUGCAAAACAAUACACAAAAAAAACACUUAUUUGGUAUUAUCAUUUGUAGUAAUAUUAACUGGGCAUUGCUUUCGAAUCAAUGUGAACGUUUUCAUUUUACGAGUCAACAGUAGUUUUAAUAUAAUUACACUGAAGGUGAAUUUUUUUCCCAAAUUUAGUGGUGGCCACAGCCUACCUUGCCUAAUGGGCCAGCCGACUCUGACUGAUGUGUGCGAUUAUCUUUUCAUACUUUCAAUGAAAAAACCCUCAUCUCAGUCAACGCUGUCAAUGUUGUGGAGCCUGUCUGUUGAGUUUUGAGCGACUGUAACAUAAAACCUUACCAAAAAAAACAUCCAAGUCUUCCGUUCGAGAUUGAAAAAAACACACACAAAAAAUCUGAUGUUAUGUGGUUGCCAGGUGACAAAGGAUGCACUUCCCUGAAGCAAGGGCUGGCGUGGUCGUCUCGUGUCAUAAAGGUCCGCCAAAUGUCUAGGCCUGUGGCCUUUCAAAUGAUGCAGGCCCUCUGACGACAUCAUCAGAGUGACUGACUGACUAGAAGAACUACUGAUGUCAUACAAGCGUUUAGGUUUUGGUGUGAUCAGUCACUUGAAUCCAAUAACACUGCGUUUACGUAAGCUGGAAAAUGGCGCUUUACGCGGCGAGAAUUUUAUCCGAGAUGGGCUGGGAGAAACAUUACGACCUCCCGGUACUCAACGCUGAAAACAAGACUUUGAUAAAAGAGGUGAGACUUGAUUAGUUGACAGUAACGCUGAGAGGUUACACGUUCAUGUAAAUGAAAAUACCAGCGUUAUCUCCGAGGUUCAAUUGCAAACAUUAGGAAAUCGUGCUGGGAGUUCUCUAAUGCAUUGUUUGUUCUCUGAUCUUCCAGAUUUGCAAGAUAAAGACUGUGAUCUCGCAGCUGAAAAACAAAUCUGAGAGUAAUAAAGAAAGAAAGCAGUUAGGAAACGACUACCUGAAAAAUGUUAAAAAGGAGCUGGACAUCACAGAGGUAGGUUUGUUUUUCCUGGAUAGAAAGUAUGUUUCUGUGUCACACAAAUGGUUUUACAAAAUGUCUUGCCAAGCUGCACAAACAUUAUUCAUUAUUAUUAUUAUUCGUCCCUUUGGCACCAAUAAGCGAUACAGUGAUCCCUCGUCCAACGUGGGUCAAUGCUUCCAGACCCAACCGUGAUAUGGAAAUUGUUGUGAAGUAGGAUUCCUUCUUUAUAAAUGCAGUAUUUUCAUAGAGCAUAGAAAAGCUUUUUUCGACCUUCUAAAUAUGGUUUUAGGGAUGAGCCGGAUACUUGUUUUAGACAAGUGUCCGUUACGGAUAAUGCAUUUUUGCCGAGUAUGAGCAUGAAACGAGUACAGCUCAUCAUUAUCCAUAAUCGGAAUGAAGGCAAAUCCUCAUUGGCUAACUACUUAUGUAUUCACUCUUCACGCUCUUUGAUUGGCCAGCAACACACAGCGACCGCCCCUCCCUAGACAGACUCCCUACAGCCCAAGAGAAGAGUACGCGGUGCAUUGGACAAGACAGAGCUAUAAACGGCUCGUGUUGAGUCGGUCACUGACGAUGUUUUUUUUUUUUUUUGGUAUGCUUGCUUCUAAUUUGGCUGGUCUGAACGUGGUGCUUUUGAUAAAACUACUGACAGAAUAUUUCCCAUCACUGAAUGUUUGCAUGAAUCACCAACUUCACACAGCUCAUUAAUUAAAAUAUUUAAAUAAUGAAGUCUUACAGAUCACUUACGCACAUACAAAGUACACGUAUAGCGGCAAAAUAAACAAUAAAUAUAGCAGCUUCUGAUCAAUCCAUGUCAAUUUCAGAUUUUAUUAAACCACGCCCACUUCCGAUUUAUGCCUUGCCCACUCCGAGACGUUCAGAGCCACUGAUCUAAAAAAAAGACUGGAUCGAGCUUCUAUUGUUUUAUUUUUGAAGCCAAUGGCGGCCAUCUUGGUGAGACCACUUUGCUGUGAGACAACAGUAUGGCAACGCACUGGUAAAACUUUUCAAAGUAAAAACUUUUCAAAGCAAAGCCGUUCAAGUAGUGGCACAUAUAUCAGGUCAAAAAAAGGUGCCAAGUAAAAGUACUUACGAGUGGAAGGUUCUUGGGAAGUGCUUUUUAAGUUGUGUUUCCUCAUCCUCGCUUCCUUCACUGGCACUCCUGAUGUUUUUGAUGAUUUUUCACUAAUUCUGCGUUCGUAUACCAGCACAAUCACAAAGCUGUGGCGCGUAAGGUGGUCUCACCAAGAUGGCGGCGAUCGAAAAAAUCUGGCUUCAAAUUUUGGCGCGUGAAAACAAUAGGUUGCUCGAUCCAGUCUUUUUUUUAGAUCAGUGUUCAGAGCUCAUCAAGUGAAUGGUAAAUGGUCUUUCACUUGUCUAGCACGUCAGGAUGUGUCAGAUGGGCGCCCCCUACAGGCGGGAUACUCGCGCCUCCAUGCUGCUCAGACGUCAUCAACUGUCCGCCAUGUAACCAAACUGGGUGUCACUUCACCGCUGUGCCUCAGCCCAAGCGCAGGUUAAUUAUACGGUUAACAAAAGGAAAUUACAACAGUAAUUGCUCAAAAAUAAAACAAAUGUCAUUCUUCAUAUGAUAUUAUAUUAAUUAUAUCCCAGACCAAGAGUCGCAAACAUGUUAUUUCACUACAAAUAUAAUAAAUAAGUGGGAAUUGUGACUGAGUCCAUGAGUUGGUUCAGCCUUGGCUGCUAGUUGAGUGCUAGUGAGAUGUUGCAAUGCAGUGCCGCUAUUUUUUGUCAGGAAAACUGGAAAAGAGAAAGUCAAUAGAAGCCUGUUGUUCCGCCAAUCAAGUUUGGUGCUUAUCCCACCGAACAAUUACUGACACCUACAGUAGUGACCAAUGUAGAACACGACAUUCACUAUUUGAAUGCGUCUUCUUAAUGCCCUGUAUUUGUAUUUUCAAUCAUUUACCUGACUUUGUUCUUAAAUGCUUAAUUUAAGCAAACAUAGGUACGUACUAGAGGCGCCGUGGCCUCCAGGGGCCGCCACAAAAAUUCACCUUUAAUAAUGAACUCUUGAAAUGCUCAAAUGGAUUCAAAUGUAAAGCAAUACCCAAUUUAUUAUUACAAAUAAUAUCUCCAUGUGCAUAUCAUUUUUGUAUAUUGGUAUUUUUUCUGUACAUAGUUAUUUUAUUUACUUUUUGUGUAUAGUUGGUGUAAAUGUAGCUUAUAUUGAUAAACUGUGUGGUUAUUUAAGUUGUCUGAUGUUGAUUGUUGGAUGUGUAAUUUAUUACUAUUAAUAUGUAUUUACUUAUUUACAGGGUUUUUAUUUUGUGCUAAGGGCAUUCACAUUGUUUUUUUGUAUUUAUUGUUAAGCAUGUAAAUUGGGUGACACGUAAAAUAAUUAGAGAUAAUUAAGAUUAAAAACAAUGCCAAUGGCUGAUUGAGGGGGUGCCAAUCUCAUUAUUAUCAUACCUGUCAAUAUCUGCAUUCGAAAAUAAGGGGAAUUUCCUGGAAAAUAAGGGAAGUGAAGAAAAGCGGCAUAGAAAAUGAAUGAAUCUUUGAAUAAGGGAAGAAAAGAAAGGAGAAAAAUUGCCGUGGCUGAAGCGUGGAUAUCGUCACCAUUGUCACCUGCAGUACCGUAGAGAAUUACAAAAAAAAAAAAAAGUUAAAGUAAAAACAAUUUACAGGAAAUUUAAACGGGAGGGUGACAGGAAUGAAGGGCGAAAUAUGUGAGUUUCUCGGGAAUAAUGGAACGGUUGACAGGUAUGAUUGUCAUGUAGCAAACAGCAGCUUCUAAUGGGAACGUGUGGUCUGUCCAAGGCUCUGUGCAGGGCUAAAGACAGAGAAGCAGAGUCAGAGACGCACCUCACUGCCAUCGCAGAGAGGGAAACAGGUCGUCUGGUGCAGGAAAAUGCUAAGAUGGAAAGCGAUAUUCAACAUUCUGCCAACAGGAAAGAUACCUUAGAGAAAAGCAUCCGCCUGGCUAAACAAAAGCUUGAGCAAUUUCGGGCCCAUAUGCACUGGGACCAGCAGGCCUUGAAUUCUUUUUUGGAGGAGUCGGCACAAAAAGAUGACGACAUGAUGGCCAUCAUUAAGUAUUCACAGCAAGAUGAGUUGAGAAUUAAGACACUCACCAUGGCUAUUGAGAGGACAACAAUAGAGGGCAAUAAAAAGCGCAAAGCGCUUGACAAGGAAAUGACAGAGACUCUGUCUGCACAGAUUGCUUUAGACAAGACAACAGAGAAUUUGCAGCAGGCUCACCUGGAGACCGAGCAGAUCAUCCACCAGUGGGAAAACACCAUCCAACAGAUGAAGCAAAGAGAUGCUGAUAUACAUCAGUGUGCUCUGAAACUGGCCCAGACCAACCAGAUCAUCAGGGAAAGGAAUGAUUCCCUAAUCGAAAUGAAGCACCUACAGGACUCUCAGAUCAAUGACAACAAGGAAAAAGAGAAAAAGUUAACUGUGACCAAUCAACAGGCCGCAAAACUGCGACUGGACUUGAAGGAGCAGGAGAAGAACUACAUUGAGAUGAAAGAUGAGUUGAAAAGUUGCAAAGCCUUACUGGAUAGAACAACCACCAAUGUGCAUUCAAUGAGGUCCAACAUAUGCAGGCAUCAGGAAGAAAUUGAGAACAACAAUGUCAAACUGACUCAGACCGCGGCCCAAAAUGAUGCUCUUGAGCAGAAGUUGAGAGCCGUGACACAAAACGCCCUGAGUGAGAAGGAGAGAGCUGCACUGAUGGAGAGCUACCUCAAGGAAGAGGAGCAACUCAUCAAGGAGCUGGACUACCAGCUACGUGACCGCAGCAAGGAGAUUGUCCGUUGUAAACAGCACGUGGAGGACUGCAAGAAGAAGGAGAAGAAUUUCAUUGCCCACAUAUUAAGGAGCAAAUCUACAAUCAACGCACUGGAGUGCGAGAUGAAGAAACAGGAGGAGUACUUGGUCAAACAGAUGAUGAUCAUGAAUGAAAAGGACUCCAUGUUAAUCAUUUUAGAUAAAAGGCUAGCACGACUGCAAGGCGUUGUCGGUGAUUCCGAUGAAAAGAUAGAGAUGGAAAUAAAGAUCACAGAGCUCAAACAAACCCUCGAGGAGAAGAAGAAGGCGUCCAGCAAGAUGAUCACCAAAAUCAAGGAGUCUGAGGAGGACAUUCACUAUUUGAGGAAGGAGAGGGAGGAUUCGCAAGCUCAGAAGGAAGAGCUGUGCAACAAAGUAACAGAGCUGAAACUGAUCAAUAGUAAUAUUGAAAGAGAGCUGAAGAGACUCGGGCUCAAGAAACAGGAGCACAUUGUGGAGCAAAACAUCUCCAAGCUAGAGGUGAAGCGCAAAAGGGAUCUUCUGUUCAACAAAGCCAACAACGUGGUUUCUUUGGAGAAAAGACAACUGAAUGUGAAGAAAGCCAUCCAUGAGAGGCAAGAGGAGAUCAGAGUCUACAUACAAAUGCUCAACCAGCAGCUGAGGACCACUGAGCAGGAGAGACAGAGAAUAAGCAUGGAACUGAAUGCAAAAUUGUCCAAGAUGGAGGCCACGAAGAAACAUUAUGAGGUUGUGACUUUUUCAAUGGCAACAUUCGACGAAGAUGACGAGGAUGCGGUGAAGUCUCAAGCUCACUACAUCGCCAAGGCUGCGCUAGAAAAAGCAGAACUCAAGCAGCAGGGAGAGUGUCUAACCGCCAAAAUUCGCAAGGCCGAGAAGGAAAAUAAAGCCCUGGAGAACACAACCAUGCUGUUCAACAUCAGCAAUUCUGGAUUUCAUAUGUCAGUCAUGAAAGCAAAAGAAGCCACCCCAGAUUAUCAGGAGAAGUUCCAGCUUGAAGAGCAGCUCCAGGUGGUCGAGGAGACGCUAAAGUCCAAAAGACAACAAGUUGAAAUGCUUCAUGAGGACCUACAGGUAAUGAAACAUGCCUUGAAGAAGCAACUUCAAGCUAAGCAGAAGUUGCAGCAGGAAGUGAGGGAAAUCAUCGACUUCAAUGGUUCCAUCGGUGACAUGCUCAUUGCCGCCACCAAGUUCAAACCUGACCUCAAAUCCAUGCUGGAGCAACACUUUCAGCAGGCUGGUCUGCUUUUUCCAUCUUCUGCCAUCAGCAUCCAUCGAAAGUCGAACUUGGUCAGCAGCGCUGCCUCUCUCAGGUGUCCUACAUUGUCAACCAGCACCCACAGGCCUUCUGAGCAGGAGGCCCCAGUGAAUACUGUGAUUCGCCACGGCACUUUUACACAGUCGGACGCUGAGCGUCUACUGACUUCGAUGGAGAAGCGUGGAGUGGGUUGUCCACUGCGCAAAACCGGACGGACAUUGGCUAAAAGCUGGGCUUUGUCCCGCCCACUGGGCGCUCAGCGUCUCUGGGGGAUCUAUGGGACAAGCGACCCACAACAAACACCAGUCCUCCCAGCUCAGUGUAAGAACACUGGUAGAACUAAAACACGUCUUAUUACUGACAGUUUCUGGAUAAUGUUGAGUGUUGCCGUUCUACCAGAGAUGGAGUGGGAGGAGCGCUAUGCUAUUCCUGGGCCGAAUGCUGAAAACAAGGCCCUAAUAGAAGAGAUUUGCAGGAAAAAGAAGGAGCUCUUGCGACUGAGAAGCAAACGAGAGAAUCACAAAGAUCAGCAAAAACUGGCAACAGAAUUCCUGCACAAUGUUAAAAAGGAGAUGGAAAACACUGCGGCUCUGUGCAGGGCCAAAGACAAAGAAGCAGAGUCAGAGACGCACCUCACCGCCAUCGCAGAGAGGGAAACAGGUCGCCUGGCGCAGGACAAUGCGAAGAUGGAAAACGAGCUUCGAUCUUUGGCUGAGAGGAAAAACAUGCUUGAGAACAACAUCUUCAAGGUUAAGCAAAAGCUGGAACAGUUUCGGACCCAAAUGCACUGGGACCAGCAGGCCAUGGAUUCUUUUUUGGAGGAGUCGGCAAAAAAAGAUGAAGACGUGAUGGCCAUCAUUAAGUAUUCACAACAAGACGAGCAGAGAAUCAAGUCACUCACUUUGGCCAUCGAGAGGACAACAACGGAGGCCAAUAAAAUGCGCAAAGCACUCGACAUGGAAAUGACAGAGAAUUUAUCUGCACAGAUUGCCUUAGAGAAGGCGGCGGAGAAUUUGCAGCAGGCUCACCUGGAAACCGAGCAGAUCAUCCACCAGUGGGAAAACACCAUCCAACAGAUGAAGCAAAGAGAUGCUGACAUACAACAAUAUGCUCUGAAACUGUCCCAGACCAACCAGAUCAUCAGGGGAAGGAAUGACUCCUUAACAGAAAUGAAGCACCUGCAUGACUCUCAGAUGAGCGACAACAAGGAGAAAGAGAAGAAGCUGACCGCGACCAGUCGACAGGCUGCAAAACUGCAGCAGGACUUGAAGGAGCAGGAGAAGACCUGCAUCGUGAUGCAGGAUGAGCUACAAAGUUGCAAAACCUCCCUGGAUAGAACGUCGUCCACGGUGGAGUCGAUGAAGUCCAACAUCUGCAGGCUGAAGGAGGAAAUCCGGGAAAACAACGCCAAACUGCAGCAGAGCGGGGCCCAGAAUGUCGCACUUGAGGAGAAGCUGAAAGCGGCGACGCAGAAUGCCUUGAGCGAGAAGGAGCGGGCUGCACUGAUGGAGAAUUUCCUCAAGGACGAGGAACAGACCAUCAAGGAGCUGGAUGUCCAGCUACGUGACCGCAGGGAGGAGCUCUUUCGUUGUAAACAGCUUGUUGACACCCUCAAGAAAAAGGAGAAGGAUUCUACGGCCCAAGAAUUAAGGAACAAAGCAACCAUCACCAAUCUGGAACGUGAGAUCAGGAAACAGGAGGAGAAUUUGAUAAGACAGCAGAUGAUCAUGAAUGAGAAGGACGUCCAGAUCAUCUUUUUGGAUAAAAAGCUCGCACGACUGCAAGGUGUUGAUGACUCGGAUGAAAAAGAGAUGUUAGAAAUGAAGAUCAGCGAGAUGACCAAAGCCCUCGAUGAGACUAAGACGACGUCCGACAAAAUUCUAAAUGGAAUCAAAGAGGCGGAAGGUGACAUUCGCUAUUUGAGGAAAGAGAAUGACAAGUCCGCAGCCGAGAAGGAAGAUCUGCACUACCAAGUAGAAGAUACGAGGCUGGUCAAUAACAACGCUGAAAAGGAGCUAAAAAAGCUCAGCCUCAAGAAGCAGGAGCUUAUUGUGGAGCAAAACGUCCUCAAGCUUGAGGUGAAGCGAAAGAGGGAUCUUCUGUUCAGCAAAGCCAACAGCACGGUGUCUUUGGAGAAAAGGCAACUGAACAUGAAGAAGGCCAUCCAGGAGAGGCAGGAGGAGAUCAGCGUCUACAGACAAAUGCUCAGCCAUCAGCUGAGGACCACUGAGCAAGAGCGACAGAAAAUAUGCGCUGAACUGAAUGGAAAACUGUCCAAGAUUGAGGCCAUGAAGAAACAUUUCGAGGUUGUGACCUUUUCAAUGGCAGCACCCGGGGAGGAUGAAGAGGACGCGGUGAAAUCGCAAGCUCACUACAUCGCCAAGGCUGGACUAGAAAGAGCAGAGCUCAUGCAGCAGGGAGAACGUCUCACUGCCAAAAUCCGCAAGGCCGAGGAGGAAAAUAAAGCCCUGGAGAACACAACCAUGUUGUUCAACAUCAGCAACACUGGAUUCCUCACGUCAAUCAACACAGCAAAAGAAUCCGGUCCAGAAUACCAGGAAAAAAUCAAGAUGGGAGAGCAGCUGCGUGUGGCUGAAGACACACUCAAGUACAAGAGAAGACAAAUCAAAGAGCUUCAGCAAGAACAACAGGAGAUGAACAAUGCCUUGGAGAGUCUGCUCCAGGCCAAACGAGUUGAGAGCGACAACAUCGAGCACACAAAGUCUCUCAUCAGCAAACUGAACAGGGAGGUUGCUUCACAGCAGGCCAAAAUUCAGAGGGCGGCCAAACAGUGCUUUAAACUGACCCAACAGGUCCGCUCCUCCAGAAACACCAAGGCAGAGACCUUUGAGGAGAAGGACAUCAGGCUGAGACAGUUAAAGGACUUUAACAAGAGUAUCAACAAGAUGCUCCAUGACGCCACCAAGGACAAACCUGACCUCAGAUCAGUACUGGAGAAGUAUUUUCUGCAGAGCAGUCUGUCUUUUCCAUCUCCCCCCGCCACUCCCGGCAGCCACCGAAGCUCCAAAACAAACACAGCUCGCAGCUCAGCCUCUCCCAGAUCUCUCGCAUCCUCAGCCAGCAGCCACAGAACUUCUACACCUCAAUCCACUCGACUGAAGACUGUGGACCUGGGGCUGGAUCUGACCCUUCCCCCCUCUCCUCUUUCAGCCAGCAGCAGACGCUCCAGCUCUGCCAGCAGCACCUUAAAGAGUCCAUAAUGUGCUGUGAUGCUGUAUACUGGAAUAACUGCCAAGGGGCUUACUGUAUGAAAUAUUCUCAUUUAUGCAUGUCAUGUUAUUCUCAGAGCAUUGAAUCGAUGGCAACUGGACUGUUCCGGUUGCCUUAGAAGACGGUACACCUCUCAUCCGAGCAUGACUCUCUAGCCAUGAGCAUGAACUGAUGAAGCCAGUGUGUAAGUGGGACUUCAGGACAAAUGUGUUUAUAGUAAUGGUUUGUCAAUGAAAAAAAUGGUCCUUAACAUCUCAGUAAAUAGUGCAAAAUGAAUCAAAAUGAGAAAAUUUCGGCAUCCAGAGGUGGCAUCUGUGAUGGCGCACAGUUUGGUGUUGAUCCCGCGCAAAACCAACUCAUAUGGACGCACAAGCCGCUCCUUUUUAUUAUUUUUCAUAGUUUUCAUAGUGAAAUAACUAGGGCUGUCAAAAGUAGCAUUUAUUUAAUUAAUUACGGUAACAUUUUUAGCCUUAUUAAUGCAUGUGCACCAUGUUAUGCCACGCCUCUGUUAUGACGGCAGACAGAGGCACAAGAGCGUCCCCACACAGAAUCUGACGCGCUUUUCUAACUUUAUACUGACCUGAACACAUCUAGAGCAGUGCAAUUCCAACACCAUGUAUGUAUCGCCAACUCACAAACAGGUCCUCAUCGUCAGGAGACCACCGGCAGGUGCAUUCAGGGGCACUCCGAACAUCACAAUAACACCUUCAUUAUGUGUGUAUGUGUGGUCUAAACCAGUGUUUCCCAAACUUUUCAGACGUUUGACCCCCUGCCAUGUACCCCCUACUCCUGUACACUUAAAAAAUAUCAACCUUUUUAUCAUAAAUAACUUGAAAUAUUGAACAUCAAUGAUUAAUUAAUUUUAUAGUAAUUCCUUGUCCUGAUCCGUAUGGGAAACGCGAUCUACAUCCAGUCGGCCUAUUUUUCAGCUCUCACCUGUUAGGCAAGCCGAGUUGUACUGCGCAUGUGUGAUCUUCGUCAUCUGUCGAUCUAUUUUACGCCAGUGACAGAUUGUAAAAGUCAGGCAACACAGUUUCUACUACGCAUGUGCAAUAUACGUCACCCCUCCUCGCCAUCCCAAAAAAACGUUAUCAAGAUUGGAGAAAUGACAACAUCAUCAACCUUUUCACCACUGAAAUGUGGGAUAGAUGGCCUUUUUUUUGCGACAUAACUUUUACGCCAGAUGUAAUGGGACACACACCUUCCAAAAAGUUCAACUUUUGUCUCGUCAGACCACAGAGGAUUUUCCCAAAGGUCUCGGGGAUCAUCAAUUUGUUUUCUGGGUAAAUUGAGACAAGCCUUAAUGUUCUUUUUGUUCAGCAGUGGUUUUCGUCUUGGAACUCUGCCAUGCAGGCCGUUUUUUGCGCAGUGUCUUUCUUAAGGUGGAGUCACGAACACUGACCUUAACUGAGGCAAGUGAGGCCUGCAGUUCUUUGGAUGUAGUUGUGGGGUCUUUUGUGACCUCUUGGAUGAGUUGUCGCUGCGCUCUUGGGGUCAUUUUGGUUGUCCCACCACUCCUGGGAAAGUUAACCACUGUUACGUGUCUUCGCCAUUUGUGGAUAAUGGCUCUCACUGUGGUUUGCUGGAGUCCCAAAGCCUUAGAAAUGGGAGGGGGGCAAUCACCUUU
Molecule: messenger RNA, 11943 nt
Organism: Dunckerocampus dactyliophorus (ringed pipefish)
Lineage: Eukaryota; Metazoa; Chordata; Actinopteri; Syngnathiformes; Syngnathidae
Gene: ccdc39
Product: coiled-coil domain containing 39
Exons: 38
Coding region: 4811-10306 (1831 amino acids)
Biological process (GO): inner dynein arm assembly; cilium-dependent cell motility; cilium movement
Cellular component (GO): axoneme
Source: RefSeq, a predicted model, not a curated record